Aplosporella prunicola CBS 121167 is the source of this 1224-nucleotide messenger RNA. RefSeq lists its product as uncharacterized. Gene Ontology annotation, biological process: protein phosphorylation; regulation of cytokinesis; mitotic spindle organization. The transcript is spliced from 3 exons. The record is from RefSeq and is a predicted model, not a curated record. The coding region runs from base 1 to 1224 and encodes 407 amino acids. Gene Ontology annotation, cellular component: spindle midzone; spindle pole centrosome; spindle microtubule. Lineage: Eukaryota; Fungi; Ascomycota; Dothideomycetes; Botryosphaeriales; Aplosporellaceae. Gene Ontology annotation, molecular function: ATP binding; protein kinase activity.
AUGGCAACCAAAACCCUCGAAGGCGCUCUCGAGCGCUUUUCCAUCAACGAUGAAAACGAGGACGUCCAAUCCUCCAAGAUCCCCGGCGCCUACCACAAGUCGAAGGGUUCGCUCUCGACUGCAGUAAACCUCACCGGACUCGGCUCAACGGCAACCAACGGCAACCGCAUGAAGCUUCCCCUGCAGCGGUUACAGAACCCCAGCGCACCCAAGGCAUACAGCAGCAACACGAUCACCAAAGUCACCCUCCCGUCGCAAGCCGCCCAGCACAACCGGACCGAGUCGCGGCCAUCCGACGAGCUCGUGCAACGGAGCUCCGACACCGUGCUCUACAAGCAGCCCACCGCACCCAAGCAAUUCAACCUCAACAUGUUCGAAAUUGGCAAGCCUCUCGGCAAGGGCAAGUUCGGACGGGUGUACCUUGCCAAGGAGCGGCACUCGGGCUUUGUGUGCGCGCUCAAGGUCCUGCACAAGUCGGAAUUGCAGCAGGGCAAGGUCGAGAAGCAGGUGCGGCGAGAGAUCGAGAUCCAGUCGAACCUAGCCCACCCUAAUAUUCUGCGCCUGUACGGCCACUUCCACGACUCGAAACGUAUUUUCCUAAUCCUGGAGUUUGCCGGCCGUGGCGAGUUGUACAAGCAUCUUCGCAAGGAGCAGCGCUUCCCCGAGUGGAAGUCGGCGCAGUACAUCGCGCAGAUGGCUGCGGCCCUCAAGUACCUUCACAAGAAGCACGUCAUGCACCGCGAUAUCAAGCCGGAGAACAUCCUUGUUGGCAUCCACGGCGAGAUCAAAAUCUCGGAUUUCGGCUGGAGCGUCCACGCGCCCAACAACCGCCGCAACACCAUGUGCGGCACUCUCGACUACUUGCCUCCUGAGAUGAUCAAGCCUGGCAGCUCCGAGAACUACUACAGCGAGAAGGUCGACCUCUGGAGUCUGGGCGUCUUGAUGUACGAGUUCUUGGUUGGCGAGGCGCCGUUCGAGGAUACCCCGGUCAUGACCCAGCGCAGGAUCGCCAGAGGCGAGAUGACUGUUCCGAGCUUUGUUAGCCCGGAGGCGAGAGACCUUAUCAAGAGAUUGCUUGUUCUGGACCCAGAGAAGCGCAUUCCGCUUGAGGAGGUGGAGAAGCACCCUUGGAUCAUCAAACACUGCGUCAAGGGCGAGCGCAGCUACUUGCGGACCUCUGGCCAAUCUAGCAAGAGCCGGACGAGCGACAAGUCCGAUGACUAG